AUGACUAAAGAAUCAAAUAAGUCAUACUCAAUUUGCUGUAGAACUCUCUAAAGUUCACCUUCACUGGAUACUGGUAUCGGUAUUAAAAUAGAAGACCGGGAGAAGUUAUUCACUUUAUUCGGAAAACUAGACACUACUGCUUCUAUUAAUACUAGUGGCAUUGGCCUUGGAUUAAGUAUUUGUAGACAAAUAGUUGAGAUGUUUGAGGGGACAAUAGAAUUAGAUUAGAACUAUUAUGACGGGUGCUAAUUUUUAUUUUCAAUUAAGGCUUAGUUCAGGGGCUAGUCACCAUUCUCAUCAAUGAGAUAAUCAAAUGACUCCAACAUUUUUAUUACAAGAAGCAAGCACAUCUCUGCUUUGCCUAACGAAAAAUUUCAAUGA
Molecule: messenger RNA, 381 nt
Organism: Stylonychia lemnae
Lineage: Eukaryota; Ciliophora; Spirotrichea; Sporadotrichida; Oxytrichidae
Source: the annotation of a GenBank genome assembly